GGCCGGAGUCGAAACCUGCCUGGACAAGGCCCGUGUCGUCCCCCCGCCCCGUCGGCCAAGUAAAACUGCCGAGUGCGUCACCUGGAGGGAGCAAAGGAGGACUCAGGUGAUAAGAGCUGCCCGGCGCUGGUCUCUCGAUUUGGCAUAAACAGCACUACAGAAAGAAAAUGACCCACUGGUUUCAUCGCAACCCUUUGAAGGCUACAGCUCCUGUUUCCUUCAAUUUUUAUGGGGUAGCUACCACUCCUGGUGCAACAAAGAUUUGCAAUGAUUUAAGAUUAUCUCGAACACGACUGUUGGAGCUGUUCACUGACUUGAGUUGUAAUCCAGAAAUGAUGAAGAAUGCAACUGACUUGUACUUCUCACUCUUGCAAGGUUUUAUUAUUUCACUGGAUGACUCUUCCCAAGAAUGUAAGUUGCGAUAUAUUCAGAAUUUCAAGUGGACAGACACUUUACAAGGACAAGUUCCAAGUUCCCAGCAGGAUGCAGUAUUUGAACUGGUUUCCAUGGGAUUUAAUGUAGCUCUGUGGUACACAAAAUAUGCAUCAAGGCUUGCUGGAAAAGAAGAUAUAACAGAAGAUGAAGCAAAAGAUGUUCACAGAAGCCUGAAGAUAGCAGCUGGGAUUUUUAAACAUUUGAAGGAAAGUCAUAUUCCAAAAUUGAUUACACCUGUGGAAAAGGGAAGAGAUUUAGAAGCUCGACUUAUAGACUCUUACAUCGUACAGUGCCAAGCUGAAGCUCAAGAAGUGACAAUUGCCCGGGCUAUUGAGUUGAAACAUAAUCCAGGUUUAAUAGCUGCUCUUGCUUAUGAAACAGCUAACUUCUACCAAAAAGCUGAUCAAACAUUAUCCAGUUUGGAUCCAACCUAUGUAGGUAAAUGGAGGAAGUACUUAAACUUGAAGACCUGUUUCUAUAUGGCGUAUGCGUACUGUUACCAUGGUCAAACUUUGCUGGCCAGUGAUAAAUGUGGGGAGGCGAUCAGAUCUCUGCAGGAAUCAGAAAAAUUUUUUGCCAAGGCUGAAGCAUUGUGCAAAGAAUAUGGAGAAACCAAAGGUCCUGGGACUACAGCCAAACCUUCUGGACAUCUCUUCUUUAGGAAAUUAGGAAGUUUGAUUAAGAACACCCUAGAAAAAUGCCAGAGAGAGAACGGAUUCAUUUAUUUUCAAAAGGUGCCAGCAGAGGCUCCGCAGCUGGAACUAAAGGCAAACUAUGGCUUAGUAGAGCCUGUUCCUUUUGAAUUUCCUGCCCUGAAUGCGCACUGGACUCCUGAAACACUUGCUGCGUUUGAUCUCACCAAGAGGCCAAAGGAUGACACUGCUAAACCGAAACCAGAUGAAGAUGUAAAACCUCUGAAGGAACCAGAUAUAAAGCCUCAGAAAGACAGUGGAUGCCAGAUUUCUUAAGUGCCAUAAGUGCUUUGAAUUCCCUUUAAAACUAUAUUAAUUGGACUUUGGGGCUCUUAGUUCUAAACUCCUGAUUCUUCUUUUUCAUUUAGAAUACUAAUUUAAUUAGUUUUUAUUAGUAUGAGUCUAUCUUGCUUGAGAAUGUGGUGGAUUUCUAGAAGAAAUGUAUUUAUAUCUGGCUUGUUUUGGGUCUUAGCGGGAUAUCCUAGAAUGAACGGGCUUAAAUGUUCCUAUUGUGCCUCUAGAGAGUUUCUUUUUAUGGGUUUAGUUUCUACCCACAAAUAGCAAAGGAAGAAUCAUGACUGUAACACUUGAGGAUUUUCCAUUAAAUUAUAUGCCAUAUAAUGUCAAAUUCUACAAAAAGAUAUUAGCCUGAACAGUUAUACUUAUUUAGGUUUGUCACAAAGGCUUAACUCCCUGUCUUGUUCUGAUUCACUUAACUGUAACGAGUGAAGAAAAGCUGGGUUUGGUAUGUAGCACUCGUAUAGUGUUUCACAGACUUUCACACAAUUUGGAAAGCUUGAAGUUCUGUAUAAUUGGAGCACAGUGUAUAUUCUUCUGAAACUAUUGGACUCUGUCCUUUCCUUCAUAGAUUCAGGUUCCUGUAUCAGAGUUUACGGUAAGGUACUUUAGCUUGUCUGUCCUUAAAUUAAAAUCCUUUAAUGUCAGAUUGUAUAUGAAAAUGAUGCAGCAAGUAAUGAGAAAGCUCCUAAAGGUAACGCAUUGGUGUAAUUCAUUCGUAGUUUUUGGAUCUAGAAAGAUUUUAAAAGGUUGAGAGCUGCAGAUGGUUAAAAUCCCCUGGCACUAGAAGAGCUCAAUUUGGAUGCAUAAAGUUGUCCUGCAGAAGAUAACGAGGUUGUAAUUAAGACGCUCUGUUUCCAACUGGAUAGUGUGUGUAAGAAACCAUCAAGAGAAGAGGUAGGAAAGAUUAGCUGAAGAGCUAAUGACACAGUUGGGACAUCAAGCUCUAGAUUUCCUUUACAACAUAUAUAAACAGUGCUAUUUCCCAGCUUUCUCAGUAUUACACUGAAAUCAGCCCCAUAUGAAGAGAAUUUACCAAAGGCCAAGCCCAGCGAAGACUGAGGAGGAAAGUAUUUUGUAGAACUCGUUUCUUCCAUAUCUUCCUACUGUGGAAAACGUGAUAGUAUUCCUUAGUACUGAGCGCUCCAAAACAUCCAUGUCAACAAAAUCAUUCUUUUAGUUUUCUGAUUUGUUGCAAAUGUGUGGCGUGUGUUGUAGUGAGAGCCUUGCAGUCUCCAGGUCCCGGUUGCUGCACUUCUUUCUACCUGCGAAAGAAACUGAACAGCCUGAAAAUGUUCCCAUUUAAACAAAACACGAUGAUGUACGCACUUAGCAUGAUGGAUACUGUGAACAAAUUCCUGGCAUUGCACUGUUUGAUUUGGCUCACCUUUCACGGUAGUCUAAUUUGGUGGUUCAGUGUUUGAAAUCUUUUGUGGGACUGGACCAGCUUACCAGCUGUGUAGCUCCUUGAAGGCAUGUGGAACAAAAACUGUUGAGGAGGUUAAUACGAACACAAGACUCUUCCUUGGAUACUGGACCAAAAUACAGAAUUCAUUGCUCCAGAAGACUAAGAGGAUCUUAAUGCCGAUUGCCAUGGGUGAAUCACCUGCAAAGCUUGCUCCGUCCAGUGUUGAAUCUUUCUUUCAACCAGUUCUGCACAUUAAAAAUAAGCAUAAAAUCCAGAGGAUCACUUUGGAAGAACAAGUUUCUGUUUUGGAGGGGCUUAUGUGGGUAGAGGAUGACAAGUAUCUAGUGAGAUUUUAUCCAAAAUAUGUGUAUUCCUUCCAACUGCACAGCAUACAGAAAGAGAUGACUGUAUUUGAUGAAGAAUUACUCAGAGCUCUUGAUGAGUUGAUCAGUUGACUUUUUAGACUUCCUGCAUAGUUAAAAGACCUAGCUUAGGAUUUACCGGAAUGGAGCGUGGAGCUACUCUGCCAAUACCAAUUUUAAUUCUCUUUAAAAACUUAUUACAGCUAUAGGCAUCUGCAUUCGCUUAGCCUGACCCCUUUAAGGAUCAAGAUUCAAUUAACCGAGUUUCAUAAUCAUGAAUUGUCAGUUGCUCAUUGUUUUUCAGAAGUCUAUGUCUGUUGAUGCUGAUAUGUCUCAGUCUAUUUAAUGGUUCUUUCUAAACGCACUAUAUUCCAUUUUCCUUCUUCCCCCUCACUUUCCCUCCUGUCCGCUACACACUGGCACAGACUCACCUUUGUUCGCUAAUACAUGUGUGCGCUGGACUCAUUUCCAGUGAGGCUUUUGACCAGGGGUGUGUUUCAGUGUAUGAAUAUCUUAAAAUAAAAAGAGCAAAUCUUGACUAAAUCACUCCCAAAAAAAUCUUAGAAAAUAUUAUUUUAUAGAAUUGCAAUUUUUAAUUCUUUGGUGCUUUCUCAAACUAAGUGGUUUGUUUGAACCAAAUUCCCUGUAAAUAGUUUUCGGUAUAAGCAACUGGAUCGUGUCAGAUUAUGGCAUUACUUAAGGCUAGCUGUGAAACUUUUUUACGCCAUAGCUAUGUCAGUAAAUAUGGUGUAGUAGUUUUAAAAUAGCCUAAUGGAACAAACUAAUUUACUUAACACAUGUUGCUUUUCAAGACAAACUUUGUUUACUUGUAGUUUAAAAUCCUAUGGCAAACACUGAACAGUUUUGCCCAAGAAUAAGGAAAUUGAGAUUGAUUGCUUUGCCAAGCAUAUGUGUAGAACGCUGUCAGUCAGCAGGCAGUUUUUCUCUUCAGUUUUGUUGGGAAGUGGGGAGAAUUAUUGUACAUAAUAGUUAGAUUAACUGUCUAAUAUCCUGAGGAAUAUUGGUGACUUGACUGGGAGUUUCAGGUAAUCUGGAAACCUAGCAGCCACAUUCCUUCUGUUAUGGUUUCAUAUGAUAGUUUUUUUUAAUGAUGUAUUUUGAAUGGUGACUUUUUUGAUAUUCUCAUGCUGCAAGAGCCCAUUCUUGUGGCCUCUCUCUGGGUUUCGAGGCUCUAAUGGCUAAACCUGCAAAUGUCGUUCACACAAUAGUAAUGUCUUAAAAACCUGUGCUCAGUCUAAACUAGGACAAAACUACUGCUGAAUAAAAUGCUGAGCACUGGGCCCUUUAUUUUUGUGCUUUUAAAAAUGCACUGAUCGUCUUAGUAGAUUAAAAAGCAAAUCGGUAAGCUCUCUAGGAAUUAUACUUUGAGACCUUUAUACUUCCUCAAUGUUUCAUGUUGCUGGGUUUACAGUAGUUUAUCACCAUCUGGCAUGUGACACUCCUAGAACGAAGAGACUAAAUUUAGCCCUUGGAUGCUAAUGCCUGCCUCCCACUGGCUUCAGUAGGGGAGUUUUGCCUGUCAGCAUAAGGAAAACAUUUGGUCACUUGAAUGUUCAGCAUGGAUAUGUGAUGUGUCUGUGAUGAUGGUAUUGGUGCAUAGUAUAAGCAAGAAACCAUACCUGUAUCUGUGUAGAAUAUAGCAAACUUUGCACUUUAGAAAUUUAUAAUCUUGCAAUUUCAGUACAAUACAAUGUGUUUGUAAAUAUUCCUUCCUGUCUUUUUAAUUUUGUUGCCCUGAUUUCACUACGGUGGUAUUGGUAAGAUUUUUAUGGGAAACGUUACCAAAAUGUAUUUUUAAUUGUCUAUGUAUAAAGUAAACUCAUGAAGCCUAUCUCUAUCUUCAGUACAGAGGGAGCAUGAGAGGAGGCAGUAAUUCAUCUGUUUUCCGUGUCAAUUUGGAGAAGUUAAGUUUAUCUCUACUGGCUGGGGGAAUCAUAUGUAAUGUUUCAUCUCAUCCCUAUGCCUAGCAUCUAAAACUGACGCUUUAGUAUUAACGUAAAUCCUGUGUAUGCGUAUUACUCAUCCCUAAAAAUCUCUCUAAAGAUCAUUAUUGCUAAAUUAACAAAGCAGUGUGAGCUACACUUUUUUUUUUUUUUUAUUUUUUAUUAACGACUGGCCUGAUUAAGGGAGGAGUAAAACCCCUUGAAAAUGACUGUCUGGCAUGGAAGACCCCUGUAGUGGGUAUCUGUCUCCAGAUCUUGAGCGUGCAGCAUCGCAGCCCUGCCGCAACAGAUCAGCUCAGAUUCGCUCCGAUCUUGCCCCGCUGGAGAUGCUUUCAAAUUCCAACAGAUAUCACUUGGCAACUGAGGGGGCUCUUGAUCAGCUUUCCGUGAAGUAAGGCCCACCUUGUUUUGUGAUGGUGCCUUCAUGGGUUACAGACUAGUAUUUGAAGCAAGCGUGUGCUCCAAUUAAUUGAACUUGAAUGGAAUAAACUAUGGUGAGAUUGACCAAGCAGCCUUAUUGUAUGAAGAUGGUCACCAUGCAGUCUUAAGUUUGAUAGACUGAAAAUUUGUAUAUAACCACCAGUUUCAGAAUACUAUUUAAAAUAAAAAUAAGCAAUCAUUAUGUUA
Molecule: messenger RNA, 5785 nt
Organism: Struthio camelus australis
Lineage: Eukaryota; Metazoa; Chordata; Aves; Struthioniformes; Struthionidae
Gene: BROX
Product: BRO1 domain and CAAX motif containing
Source: RefSeq, a predicted model, not a curated record